Messenger RNA from Anolis sagrei ordinatus, 3590 nucleotides. It is a transcript of the gene BRINP3, whose product is annotated as BMP/retinoic acid inducible neural specific 3. NCBI's taxonomy places the organism in Eukaryota, Metazoa, Chordata, Lepidosauria, Squamata, Anolidae. The record is from RefSeq and is a predicted model, not a curated record. Gene Ontology annotation, cellular component: cytoplasm; dendrite; neuronal cell body. Gene Ontology annotation, biological process: cellular response to retinoic acid; negative regulation of mitotic cell cycle; positive regulation of neuron differentiation.
AGUGACUGUGGCAAAUGGUCUUUCCUCUGACUCGCCCACUCCACAACACCCAAGUCCUCCCAGGUCCUUAGGCAGUCCGAAAGAUGCCUUUGGGCGCUAUCCUCCGGUUCCUUGAACGAGGACUAAUGAAACCCACGCCACUGUCAAGGCGAAAACACUGAGAGGGUCGUUCGUUCGCUCGUCAGCCUCCUCCCCUCCUCGUCUGUGCCUAUGACAUGCCUACAGUAGCCAGACAAGGAGCACAGGCUUGGGGAUGGGGAGUGUGUGGAGGCGGAGGGGGAUGCUCAGAGCUUAGCAAAAGCCGACCGGAGGCUGCUUUUUGCCCUCCCCGUUCCACCUCCUCUUCUUGGUAUCUCCCCACUCGGGAGACAGGAGGCGAGAGAGAGGGAGAGAAAAGGAGAGCUGCCUUUCUCUGCUCGUCUUGACUCUUAAGACACCUCGUCCUCCUCCUGGCCUCACCUUCUGGGAUCCCCUUUGGCACGCUGUCCACAGCCUCCCCGCCUGGAGCUGCUUCCAUCGUGACCAGUCGCAUCGCUAACCUUGAUAUUAUAUAUUCAUUCUUUCCGCCUGUUUUUCCGCCCACCCACUCCGUCCACGCCACGUUUGCCCGGCUGCCAGGACCCAACGCAGGUUGAGGCUGCUGCUGCUGUUUCUCCGCUGCUUCUUUGGCCGCCUCUGUCCCGUGUGAAAAACCAAAGCAACCUCUGUAUCUGGCGUGCCCCUCCUCGCUGCCAUUUUUUGGGGGGGAAGAACCUCCAAGGCUUUGGGAGCUCUAGCAUGGGAUACCCACUCGUCUCCAAGGACAGCUUGCUGCCCGAGCGCUUCGCCUCCUGAAAUUCCUCCCGGUGCUAAGGGACAACUAAGAGAAUGAAGACUCUAAGUCCCCAGUGGAAGCAUGAUAUGGCGAUGCAGUACUGGUGCUGAAUUGUUCUCUCUGAUGGCUCUAUGGGAGUGGAUAGCCCUGAGUCUUCAUUGCUGGGUUUUAGCGGUUGCUGCUGCUUCAGAUCAGCAUGCCACAAGCCCCUUCGACUGGCUCCUCUCGGAUAAGGGACCCUUUCAUCGCUCCCCAGAAUACACCGAUUUUGUGGACAGAAGCCGACAGGGAUUUAGCACAAGAUACAAGAUUUACAGGGAAUUUGGUCGUUGGAAAGUUAACAAUUUAGCUGUUGAGAGAAAAAACUUUCUUGGCUCCCCACUGCCUCUCGCCCCUGAAUUUUUCCGAAACAUAAGGCUAAUAGGACGUAGGCCAACUCUUCAACAGAUCACAGAAAACAUUAUCAAGAAAUAUGGGACACACUUCCUGCUGUCAGCUACCCUGGGAGGAGAGGAGUCACUCACAAUUUUUGUGGACAAGCGGAAGCUGAGUAGGAGAUCAGAAACAAGUGAUCCCAGCCUUAACAGUACAAUGGUGACUCUGGAAACAUUGCACCAACUGGCGGCUUCAUACUUCAUUGACAGGGACAGCACAUUGAGAAGACUGCAUCAUAUUCAGAUUGCUUCCACUGCUAUAAAGGUAACAGAAACCCGGACUGGUCCUCUUGGCUGCAGUAACUAUGACAACCUAGAUUCUGUCAGUUCUGUUCUGGUACAGAGUCCGGAAAAUAAGAUUCAGUUGCAAGGUCUUCAGCUUAUCCUACCUGAAUAUUUGCAAGAACGUUUUGUGCAGGCAGCUCUGAGCUACAUUGCUUGCAACUCAGAAGGGGAAUUUAUCUGCAAGGACAACGAUUGUUGGUGUCAGUGUGGUCCCAAAUUCCCAGAAUGCAACUGUCCAUAUAUGGAUAUUCAAGCUAUGGAGGAGAGCCUACUUCGCAUAAGUGAGACCUGGAAUACUUACAAUAAUGAGUUUGAAGAUUCGGAUGAAUUCAAGUUCUUUAUGAAAAGGAUGCCCAUGAACUAUUUCCUCAACACAUCUGCCAUAAUGCAUUUGUGGACAAUGGAUUCAAAUUUCCAGCACCGCUAUGAGCAACUGGAAACCAGCAUGAAACAACUGUUCCUUAAGGCACAGAGAGUUGUUCAUAAGCUCUUUAGCCUUAGUAAGAGGUGCCAUAAACAGCCACUCAUCAGCUUGCCAAGACAAAGAUCUUCUACCUAUUGGCUGAAUCGCAUCCAGUCCUUUCUGUACUGCAAUGAGAAUGGCCUUUUGGGUAGCUUUUCUGAAGAGACUCAUUCAUGUACAUGCCCUAAUGACCAAGUUGCCUGCCUUGGCUCUUUGCCAUGCAUUGUGGGAGAUGGUUCAGCCUGUUUAACAUGUGCCCCUGAUAACCGUACCCGCUGUGGGGCCUGUAACACUGGGUACAUGCUGAGCCAAGGAAUCUGCAAGCCUGAAGUAGCAGACUCAACUGAGCACUAUAUUGGGUUUGAGACUGACCUUCAAGAUUUGGAGAUGAAGUAUUUGCUGCAGAAAACAGAUCGCCGGAUUGAGGUUCAUGCAAUCUUCAUCAGUAAUGAUAUGCGUCUCAAUAGCUGGUUUGACCCUUCCUGGCGAAAACGGAUGCUUCUUACUCUUAAGAGUAACAAGUACAAAUCUAGUUUGGUCCAUAUGAUGUUGGGUCUCUCUCUUCAAAUUUGCCUAACAAAAAACAGCACCUUGGAGCCUGUCUUGGCUGUUUAUGUCAACCCUUUUGGAGGUAGCCACUCUGAGAGCUGGUUUAUGCCUGUCGAUGAAAACAGUUUCCCAGACUGGGAGCGGACUAAACUGGACUUACCACUUCAGUGUUAUAACUGGACGCUGACUCUAGGGAACAAGUGGAAGACAUUUUUUGAGACUGUCCACAUCUACUUGAGGAGUCGUAUUAAGACAAAUGGUCCCAAUGGCAAUGAGAGCAUCUAUUAUGAACCCCUGGAGUUUAUUGAUCCUUCACGGAACCUGGGCUACAUGAAAAUCAACAACAUCCAAGUGUUCGGCUACAGCAUGCACUUUGACCCGGAAGCAAUCCGGGACUUGAUUUUGCAGUUGGACUACCCCUAUACUCAGGGAUCCCAGGAUUCUGCACUCUUGCAACUGCUAGAAAUACGGGACCGUGUAAAUAAGCUCUCUCCACCUGGCCAACGUCGUCUGGACCUUUUCUCAUGCCUGCUGCGUCAUAGACUCAAGUUGUCAACCAGUGAGGUGGUGAGGAUUCAAUCUGCUUUGCAGGCCUUCAAUGCCAAAUUGCCAAACACAGUGGAUUAUGACACAACCAAAUUAUGUAGUUAACCAUACGUGUGAAGCACAACAGAAAACAAACCAACCAUGAAGGAGUUUUUACAGUGCUUUUGUGGAACAGUUUAUGUUUGGAAGAGUAAAUUUAAAUUGUCUUUUCAAUAUCUGUCUUAUAUCAGUCAAUAACAUUGGAUGGCAAUCUACACUCAUGAACUUGCUGACAAAUGAAUAUAUUAUAACUGCAAUUUUUUUGGCUUUGUUUUAUGAAUGAAAAUAAAUACUGACACCAGUCUAGAAGACAUUCUACUUUUUACAAUAAAUUUCAUUUGUAAUUUUAUAUGUUCCGUGGCAAUGCUUUUGUGCAUUACAUCCUCUAGAGGGAACAUAAAAGGAUACCAAUAAAAUUUUGUAGCUGAACAGUUAUUAAAAAGAAAUGCUGUGGGAUUCA